AUGAGGAUGGGUCAUGGGGGUGGCCAUGUCGAUGAUGGCCAAAGCCGCAAAAAGAAGCAGCUUUUUGAUAUUGUCCUGCCUGCAGUGGAGAAGACCGUGGGACACCUAGAAAAUUUGUAUGCCGGACUUCCAGAUGCAGGUGGGCGUAGCAAUAUACGCCCAACUUCAAACCACCCAGCUGGCCGUUUGGUGGAUUUGCUAAGCCAAGCGGAGCACCUGACCAAUGCUGGCAUGUUUACGGGAGCAAACCCGGCGGAGGGGCUUGGAGUUGAUCCAGACCAUGCGCACGCAGUUCAUUUACGCAGCAGGUUAGCUGAUUUCGCAUGUCUGGCGCCGCUGGAGGAUCUUGACCAAGAAGGACAGGGUCCAGACGAUGCAGGCCCCUCAGGGUUUCGUACCCUGCAGGAGCUGGCACGCUGGCGGGAUGCGGUCAGUUGCAGAGAGACACUCACUAGGAAAGAGUCCUCGGAGAUUCUCCGUGCAUUGCUGCGGGCUGAAAGGACAACUGCAGAGUUGCAGCGCGCGGAGGCUGCGUGCAAUCGACGCUGGGAUGCGUUGUCACAAGAGGUGCGGCAAGCAGGUGACAAAAUAAAGGCCAUUCGAAGUCGAGCGCAGAAGCUGCAAGAAAGAAAGGGUGAUAUUCACACCGCUGGGGCGCUUCGGCGGCAAGAGCUAUGGGCGAAGCUUCUUGAAGCUGCUGGGACAAGUGAGGUGCACACUACCAUGGUUACCACAGUGCAUCAGCAGCUGUGUGAGGUUGAUGCGCAGCGGCAGGAGCUUCUUGGGCGCAUUGCUGCAGACAGCGAAAAGCUUCACCGAGUCUCCUCAAAGAGGAGGCAAUAUCAAGAUGUUGUGGAGAUGCUGACGCACCUUGCGCGAGAUCAAGACAACAGUGGCGAGGCUGAAGCACACCAAUCUGCAGACGAUGUCGUGGAGGCGGAGCUGGCGCUUGAAGCGGUCGUGUGGCAACAGAUACAGGAAGAGCAAAUCAGCUUCCCUGCAGCUUCGGCAUGUUCCCCGCCGCCACCCAAGGUCAAGCCAUUAGAGGACUUGACACAGGCAACUGAAGGUGCUAGCUUCGCCCCGCCAUCCCUGCCGACUCAUUUUGGGGAGCCAGACAAAGAUCUGGAUGAGCCCCCAACCCCCAGCCGCGCCAGCCAUGCCAGUCACACCAGCCAAGCCAGGGAAAGGGAGGAGGCUCCGCUCUACACGGAGGUCAAACAGAUGCCCUCCAACGUAACUCCGAAGGUUGCAAGCUUAAUCGAGCGAUUGUCCAUGCCUCGUGAUCUGCGAAGGCAAGCUGAGCGGGAGCAGCGCUCGACAACCUGUGAAGUUCGAGAGAUGUCGCCAAAGCCUCCGGCGCAAGCAGAGAAAGCUGCCAUGCGCCAAAGCACGGCUGAUAAUGCCUGGCCCGUACACUCCGACGGCCCUCCCCCACUGCCUGCAGCCGAAGGACCACAUGCUUCACAGAAUGCAGAUCAGCCGUGGAAGCCUCCGCCACCGAGCCUGGCGUCACCUGACAUGCUAUGGGGUGAGUUGCCAUCAACUCCCUUGGUUCCGGGCCUUGCCAAAGCAGCAAGCCAAGAUGCCGCAGAUAGAAGCACGCGGGCCCGUGCCCCCUCAGACAAGAGGAGUUCCGCAGAUCACCUUCCACCCGCGGGUGUACCAUAUGUCCGCCGGGUAACGCUGGAGCUGGAUGACUGA
Messenger RNA from Symbiodinium pilosum, 1704 nucleotides. Lineage: Eukaryota; Dinophyceae; Suessiales; Symbiodiniaceae. The record is from the annotation of a GenBank genome assembly.